AUGAUGGCGGACGAUACCCCGCCGUGGUUCAUCAAGACCACCCACACCGCGCCCAAACCCAUGUCCAUCCACGCCUUCAAGAUGGCGCUCCUGCAGAAGAGGCUGGCGGUUACCGCCGCGGAUGAGGAUGCGCCGAUGAUCAAGGCGGAGUUGAACGCGGCUUCGAACAAGCGGAUGCAAAAGGAGCUGAUGGAGAAGUACGCCAACGCGGCGGAGGACGCGGAGGACACGAAGGAGGCGGCGGUGCGAGCGAGGGAGAAAUCGGAGCAGCUGAGACGCGAGUAUAAGGACGAGAAGGAUGCGAUUCGGCAGAAGGGGGCGCGCGAGCAGGAGACUCGAGCAAAGGCGCUUCAGGACAGGGAGGCUAAACGCGCCGAGCAGAAACGGAAGCUUCAGGAGAGCGUCUCGUCGCUAGAAACGAAGCGCACGAAGAACCUGCUGUCUCUGAAACAGGUGCUCAACGACCACAAGGAGGCGAAGAGGAGCCUCGAGGAUGCGCCGCCCGCGAUGUAA
Molecule: messenger RNA, 513 nt
Organism: Micromonas commoda
Lineage: Eukaryota; Viridiplantae; Chlorophyta; Mamiellophyceae; Mamiellales; Mamiellaceae
Exons: 1
Coding region: 1-513 (170 amino acids)
Source: RefSeq, a predicted model, not a curated record